GUGAUUAUUAAUUAAAUUUGGAUCACAUUUUAGAUAACCAAAAUAGAAUGAACGUAGUGAUAAGUUUCUGCAAAAUUCAAAUCCCUUCCAGGGUUCAGAACCAAAAUAAAGAAAAGAAAUUCCCAUAUACACCCAUACGGAUCCCGACUUGACACUUCCCAAGGAGCAACAGUUUCUUUAAAAGGAAAAAUGUCGGUAUCACCGUAAACUGUACGCGUAGACAGUAUUUGCAAAUUGCAAAUGUUAAAUAAUUUCCCGCAAAACCAUCUAAAAAUCGAAGCCCAAUCUCUCGUUGCGGUUUUCUCUCCAAGUUCAACCACACAAAAGAUACGAGACUAGACGUGAUGCCGAGAUAGAGGCCAGAUCUCUUCCAUUACUUCCAUCUCAACGGUCUUCAUCUCUCCACUGCUUCUUCUUACAAUAAGAAGAAUCCAUCACCGAUUUUCUGGUGCUUCUUCUCUGAACGAAGUCAACUGCUUCGUCGCCGUUUUGACUGACCGGCUUUCUUCUUCUCCUUACACCGCAGAUCUAGGAGAUCAGUUUGAGGGAGGUGAUUUUGGUUGAAACCAAACGAUAAAGAUGUCGUCGAGCACGAUUCGGAAAGCGAUCGGGGCCGUUAAGGACCAAACGAGCAUUGGAAUAGCCAAGGUAGCGAGCAACAUGGCGCCGGACCUCGAGGUGGCGGUCGUGAAGGCGACGAGCCACGACGACGAUCCAGCUGACGAGAAAUACAUACGAGAAAUCUUGAAUUUGACCUCGUACUCACGCGGAUACGUUCACGCUUGCGUGUCGGCUGUGUCGAAAAGGCUAGGGAAGACACGUGACUGGAUCGUGGCACUCAAAGCACUGGUGCUUGUUCACAGGCUGAUGAAUGAUGGAGAUCCGGUGUUUCAAGAAGAGAUCUUGUAUGCUACAAGGAAAGGUACGAGGUUGUUGAAUAUGUCGGAUUUUAGAGAUGAGGCUCACUCGAGUUCUUGGGAUCAUUCUGCUUUUGUAAGAACCUAUGCUAUGUAUUUAGAUCAAAGACUUGAAUUGAUGCUUUUCGAUAGGAAAAGAGGCAGUGGCAGUGGUUCUGCGGGAAGUAGUCAUGGAAAUGGUGAUGAUAGAUACAGCGUGAGAGACAAUUUCCGGUCACCGCCACCAAGGCAGUAUGAUUAUGAUUAUGGGGAUUUCAGAGGUGAUAAUAACGGGUAUGGUGAUUAUGGGAUGACCAGGAGAACGAGGUCUUUUGGUGACAUGAAUGAGGCAGUUGGGAGAGAUGGGAGAGAAGAGAAGAAAACAGUGACCCCAUUGAGGGAAAUGAAGCCUGAGAGGAUUUUUGGGAAGAUGGGUCACUUACAGAGGUUGUUGGAUCGGUUCUUGUCUUGUAGGCCUACAGGGUUGGCUAAGAAUAGUAGGAUGAUCUUGAUUGCUUUGUAUCCUGUUGUGAAAGAAAGUUUUCAGUUAUAUGCAGAUAUUUGUGAGGUUUUGGCUGUGUUGCUUGAUAGAUUUUUUGAUAUGGAGUACCCAGAUUGUGUUAAGGCAUUUGAUGCAUAUGCGAGUGCAGCGAAGCAGAUUGAUGAGUUGAUUGCAUUUUAUAAUUGGUGUAACGAUAUCGGUGUGGCUAGGUCAUCGGAGUAUCCUGAGGUGCAGAGGAUUACAGAUAAGUUGUUGGAGACAUUGGAGGAAUUUGUGAGGGAUAGAGCUAAAAAGCCAACGAGUCCAGAGAGAAAGGAGCUUCCUCCUCCACCUAAAGAGGAAGAGCCUGAACCAAAUAUGAAUGAAAUAAAGGCGCUACCUGCACCUGAGAAUUAUGCUCCACCACCGCCACCAUCAGAGCCGGAGCCUGUUAAACCUGCAGAACCCCAGGAGGAUUUAGUGAAUUUGAGGGAUGAUGUUGUCACAGCUGAUGAUCAGGGAAACAAAUUUGCUUUGGCUUUGUUUAGUGGUCCUGCAGCAAAUAAUGGUAAUGGAUCAUGGGAAGCAUUCCCAUCAAAUGGGCAGCCUGAAGUGACAUCUGCUUGGCAAACCCCAGCUGCUGAACCAGGGAAGGCAGAUUGGGAAUUGGCUUUGGUUGAGUCAGCUAGUAAUUUGUCGAGGCAAAAAGCAGCUUUGGGUGGUGGGCUUGAUCCAUUAUUGUUGAAUGGCAUGUAUGAUCAGGGAAUGGUAAGGCAGCAUGUUAGCUCUGGUCAGUUAAGUGGGGGGAGUGCCAGUAGUGUGGCAUUGCCAGGGCCAGGGAAGACACCGGUUUUAGCUCUUCCUGCACCAGAUGGAACAGUUCAGAAUGUCAAUCAAGACCCAUUUGCUGCGUCAUUGAGCAUUCCACCUCCUUCAUAUGUGCAAAUGGCUGACAUGGAAAAGAAGCAACAUUUACUUGUCCAGGAACAGCAGGUAUGGCAGCAAUAUUCGAAGGAUGGAAUGCAAGGUCAAUCUAGUUUGGCCAAGAUUAACAACCCUGGAUAUUAUGGACCUGGACCGAUGCCAGUGACGCCUUAUGGAAUGCCACCUGUUAAUGGAAUGGGGCCACCGCCCGGGUCUGCCAUUGGUUUCAAUUUAGUUGGUGAAUUGACCCAAAAAAGAGAGAGAGAGGUUUGGGUUUAUAGCAAUGUUAAUGCAUGCAUCUGUUUAUGGCCCUCUUUGUGGAUCCGGAAGAUCUGUGUUUUGUAAUGCGUUAUACCAAUAUUUAAGCUUCUAAACCAGAAUACCUGAUUUGUUGAUCCUGGAAGCUAUUUUGGAUUACUGCUUGUAUUUGUGGGCUUUACAUUCUUGUCUAUACUACUCCUCAGCUUUCAUGUUUCAUCUAAUUUCAUAUACAUUUACAUGACAAGCUAUGCUGGUAGAAUAUGUUUGUCUUAAAUUAACACUUGACUGAUGAUAUGGUUGACCAUAUUAAUCGCUUUUAGUUCAAUACUUUGUAAUUUAGAUGUUCUGUUUAAGUAAGUAAUAUUUAAACUUAAGCUGCCCGGAAAUCCUAUUGACAUGUGAUGAGAAUCCGGUAAUUGAUUGUAGAAGUCAAGCCUUACAAAUUGUCACCAUGGCAAUAAUUGUGAGAGAGAAAAUGAAAAGGACCUGAAAUCCCCAAUGAUAUAUUGAAAUGUAAAUUAGAAUUCUGGGUUUUCUCCUCCUCCUGGUAGUUAAAAGGCUGUUGUAGUUGUAGUUGUUAUUUAUAAUAUAGAUAGGACUUUGUUCUACCUGGAACAUUCCCUUUCACUGCAACUGCUUAGUUGUGCUAGCUUUGGAGCUGAGGAAAUCUUGGAGUAGGGGAGGCAUUAAAUGCAUAUAAACAGUUUUUAACUUUUAAGCCCCCAUUGACUUGUAAAAUUCUCCUGUGUUUGAGUGUCAUCGAGGGGAAUCAAAAUUUGACACUUACAUGUUGGUCCACGCAGAAUUUAGGCAUCACCGUUGUGUCCUAGGUGCUCCAUGGGACCAUGGUUAACGUGAGCUUAUAAACAAAAAAUCAAGUGAAUAAAGCAGCAAUCAAACAUCCGCCAAGCUAAUGGAGUUGAAAUCAAAACAGUGGUUGAAGUCAAGAAUCAUGAUGUUAAUAGCAUUGGAAAAGAACUAUGUUGUCCUUGUUUGGGACGGUCAGUAGAAAAGGACGAGCCAGGGUACCAAGUCCACAUAUUCUCCCUAACACCCCCCCCCCCAUUAAAGAGCAUGACCCGCAUUUUCCACAAUCUUUAGAAUAGAGCCAGGCAAAAUCACCAUUUCAUUGGCAUCUUUUAACUUACCUUGUCUUAAUCAGACACGUAGAAAUCAGCUCUUGUUGUGUGUGGGUCUUUUGGGACUAAAGGACACGUGAUUUUUCCUACUUAAUGGCACCCAAUAAACAUAGCAUCUUUCAACAUUUUGGAAGAUCAUUCACAAACAGAAA
Messenger RNA from Gossypium arboreum, 3853 nucleotides. Its product is annotated as putative clathrin assembly protein At2g25430. The record is from RefSeq and is a predicted model, not a curated record. Lineage: Eukaryota; Viridiplantae; Streptophyta; Magnoliopsida; Malvales; Malvaceae. Gene Ontology annotation, cellular component: clathrin-coated pit; clathrin-coated vesicle. Gene Ontology annotation, biological process: clathrin-dependent endocytosis; clathrin coat assembly; vesicle budding from membrane. Bases 580 to 2646 code for a protein of 688 amino acids. The transcript is spliced from 3 exons. Gene Ontology annotation, molecular function: phosphatidylinositol-4,5-bisphosphate binding; 1-phosphatidylinositol binding; clathrin heavy chain binding.